CGGUGCCCGCGGCAGCCGCGGCUGUUCCGCAGGGUCGGGCUCGGCGGAGCAGCGCUCGAGUGGCAGCGGCGGAGGAGGCACAGCCAGCCCGGAGAUGACAGACACCCUCCCGCCCCGCGGCUGCCCGGCGGCAGAGCCGGCCGAGGACGGCUACUUUCGCAAGGGAUGCAAUCCUCUUGCCGAGACUGGACGAAGCAAACUGCAGAAUCAAAGAGCCGUCCUGAACCAGCAGAUCUUAAGAGCAGUCAGAAUGAGAGCUGGUGCUGAGAAUCUUUUAAGAGCAACCACCAACAACAAAGUACGGGAGCAGGUUCUGCUGGAACUCAGUUUUGUAAACUCAGACCUGCAGAUCUUGAAGGAGGAAUUGGAAGGACUUAACAUCUCAGUGGAAGUUUAUCAAAAUGCAGAAGAGACUUUCAGUAUUCCCUUGGUACCUCUUGGCCUGAAGGAAACCAAAGAAGUAGAUUUUACACUCCCCCUCAAGGACUUUAUUCUGGAACAUUAUAGUGAAGACAGUUCUGAGUAUGAGGAUGAAAUAGCAGAUCUCAUGGAUCUGAGACAGGCCUGCCGCACCCCCAGCCGAGACGAGGCCGGCGUUGAGAUGUUGAUCAGCUAUUUCCUGCAACUUGGUUAUGUAGAAAGCAGAUUUUUCCCGCCCACCAGGCACAUGGGAAUUUUAUUUACGUGGUAUGACUCCUUCACAGGUGUCCCAGUGUGCCAGCAAAACCUGUUUCUUGAGAAGGCCAGUAUUUUAUUCAACAUUGGAGCUCUCUACACCCAGAUUGGAACAAGGUGCAACCGCCAGACCCAGGCUGGACUUGAAAAUGCUGUUGAUGCUUUUCAGAAAGCUGCAGGAGUCCUGAACUACUUAAAGGAGACCUUUACUCACACCCCAAGUUAUGACAUGAGCCCAGCCAUGCUGAAUGUUCUGGUGAAAAUGAUGCUUGCACAGGCUCAAGAGUGUGUUUUUGAGCAGAUUGGGCUCUCUGGAAUACGCAACGAGUUUUUCACACUUGCAAAAAUGACACAGGAAGUUGCCAAGGUGGGAGAGGUUUACAUGCUGGUUAACGCUGCAAUGAAUCAGGAGCCAGUGAAAGAGAACAUUCCCUAUUCCUGGUCUAAGCUGGCACAAAUAAAGUCGGACCAUUACAAAGCUCUGGCACAUUAUUUCACUGCCACCAUUCUGUGUGACCAUGAAUUGCAGCCUGGUGAUGAUGAGGACCAGCAGGAGAAGGCCUUGUCCCAGCUCUACGACCACAUGCCCGAAGGACUGAUGGCUCUGGCUGUUCUGAAGGACAAAGUUAGGAGAAAACAAUUAGGGAAGGCUCAUCUACGCCAGGCCAUCGUUUACCACGAGGAAGCUCUGAGGGUCUGCGGGCUGUGCAAAAAGCUUCGGAACAUCGACGUCCUCCAGGAGGUGCUGACAGCUGCACACAAGCGUUCACUGCUCAAAUAUGCUCAGCAGGAGACAGAAGAUGACUUCCUGAGCCUAAUCCAGGCUCCAGAUAUCCUCCCCAAAACAGAGCAUAAAAUAGAAACAAUCGCUCCUCAGUUUUCCAAGGUGAAAGUUAAAGACUUCUUUCACAAGCUGGGCCCCCUGACUGUGUUCUCAGCCAAGCAGAGGUGGACGGCUCCACGUACCAUUCGCAUCCCCCAGGGAGCAGGAGAGCUCGGAUUCCAUCUCAAAGGGGGUUCACCAGUACAGAUUUAUUGUCUGGAUCCACUUUGUCCUGCAGCAUCGAUGGGCCUGAAAGAAGGUGACUACAUUGUUUCAGUCGGCGGAGUGGAUUGCAAGUGGCUCGGAGUGAAUGAGGUGCUGGAAAAACUGAGGAGCGUGGGAGAGCAGCCCCUGGAGAUCCAGGUUAUCAGUUGCCAGGAUACAGCAGCAUCUUUGCACAGCAAGAGCGCGACGUACUCCGUGGGAAUGCAGAAGACGUACUCUUUAAUCUGCUUAGCCAUGGACGAGGAUAAAAUGGAUCAGACCAAGAAAGCCCCGCUGAAACUCCCUUUUCUAAGCUGGGGAACUAAAAACAGACAGAAAGCUGCGAGCACCCUCUGCCUGCCUUCGGCUGUGGCGGGGAGUUCUCAGACCAAGAAGAAGCUUUUACCCUUCACGCUUCUGAACACGGAGAGCUCAUUGUACUGAGUCUUCCGGAAGGAUCUGUCAACGUGACGCUUCUGUUUAAAAUGUACAUAAAAAUCAGCUUUAUCUCGAUAAAAAUCGAUUUUAUCUUUAUGUAUGUGUGUACAAACUCAGACAAGUACCGUGGGACUUCAUUUGCCUGUGCGUGGAGACACUUGUGAAGGUCAGAGCCUGGCAAGGACUGUAAAACCGAAGUAUUUGAAGGGCAGAAUGAAGCAGUUUGGGAGGUAUGCAAUAAGAAGAUGUAGAGGAUAGAACUGCUUACGUGAGGACUGGAUUCCUUUGGAAUUUCAAAAUACAGUUAUCGUGACUAAUUUUUAAUGACUAUGCUAGAUGGGAGUUAUUUAUUACAGACUUGAUGCUGCAUGCAAAACAAUAGGGGACACAUUAAAGGAUGAUUUUGCUCUGAAAGUUUAGAGUCACUUAACACUAAAGAAUUAUCUUAAACCACAAAUGAGAGAGAACGAUGUUAUUCAGACAAACUAACCUUGUGCCAAGGGUUGGUGCCACAGCAUUGUGGUUUUUAUGCAGACGAGGUGUGUUCUGCUGAAUAGAUAAUUUAAUUCUGGAAGAGAAUUAGAAGGCUUAAAAUUUAAAAUGUCUUUGAACUCCAAAAGGCUUGUACUCUGCUCUUUUUCUAGGAUACAUUUUAAAUGCCUGCUGAUGCAAAUGUUAAAAACAGGCUUUAUUCCAAAUGACAUUAUUUAAUCUACUUACCUUGAGACUUGUGUCUUAUUAGUCUUGAUAAAGUGGAUUAACUGUGAAACAAAUCUCAAAAUGGACAUAUUAUAGUAUAAUAAUCAAGAGUAUAUAAGUUGCAGUGAUGAAGAGUGCCUGUGUAAGUGGCAGAAUAUUUAUUUACUGUCGCAUCAAAUCUUUCUGCCCUUGGCAAAAUUCAUGAGCAGCUAUACAUAUUAUAGUAAGGAGGGAGACAAAAAAUAACUGGUGAGCAUUUCUUUGAGAUUCUUCUGUGUUCUAAAUUAACUGAAAAUUGCUAACACUGUAGUGUUAGUUAACAUUGCCAUCUACAGAGUAGAUAUAUGCUGUUUGAUACUCAAAACUUGAAUGAGGGGAGAGUUUGCAUCUUGGUGUAAACUUGGAAGUUGUCACUUAUUUUUAGUUUCUUAUGUAGUAGGUGUAAAUAUCUUGAUGACAUUUAUUUAAGAAUAAAAAUCAGAUGCUGUCA
Messenger RNA from Myiozetetes cayanensis, 3329 nucleotides. It is a transcript of the gene RHPN2, whose product is annotated as rhophilin Rho GTPase binding protein 2. Gene Ontology annotation, biological process: negative regulation of stress fiber assembly; signal transduction. The transcript is spliced from 15 exons. The record is from RefSeq and is a predicted model, not a curated record. Gene Ontology annotation, molecular function: protein binding. Lineage: Eukaryota; Metazoa; Chordata; Aves; Passeriformes; Tyrannidae. Bases 95 to 2146 code for a protein of 683 amino acids.